UGACAAGMAAAGGGGGCGGUGGCGGAACUGAAGUAGAGCUCAACUUUUCUGGUUUAUAAUAACCCGAUAAGACUGUAGAUAGUUACUGUGAUGUUAUUGCAGCUACUUGUAGGAAGUGGCCGCACUCUGAGAGGAGCUGCUACAGCGUUAAAGUCGGCASCUGUGGAAGUGAAGACCCGGACAGUCCGCCUCCUUCAAAGCUCAGUGAGGAAGUCUCACCUGGUCCAACAAGCCAACAUGAGGGUCGAACUUCUCCCAGCUCUCAGUGACAACUACAUGUACCUACUGAUCGAUGAGGAAUCCAAAGAAGCAGCUAUUGUUGACCCAGUGGAGCCAAUAAAGGUUGUGGAAGCUGUCAGAAAACAUGGCGUUAAACUCACAACCGUUCUGACCACCCAUCACCACUGGGAUCACGCCGGUGGAAAUGAGAAGAUGGUGAAACUAAUGCCAGGACUGAAGGUGUAUGGAGGCGAUGACAGAGUUGAUGCCAUCACGAAGAAAGUUUCUCACUCCAACACUUUUAAACUUGGAUCACUGAACAUUAAAUGCCUCUUCACGCCUUGUCACACAACUGGUCACAUCUGUUACUAUGUAACUAAAGAGAGCAGCUCGGAGCCACCUGCUGUUUUCACAGGUGACACACUGUUUGUGGCUGGUUGUGGGAAAUUCUUUGAGGGCACAGCGGAGCAGAUGUACAAAGCCCUGAUAGACAUUUUGGGACGUCUUCCUCCCGAAACACGUGUUUACUGCGGUCACGAGUACACUGUCAGCAAUCUGAAGUUUGCUCGUCAUGUCGAACCAGAUAAUGAAGUCAUUCAGAAGAAGCUGGCUUGGGCAAAGGAGAGGUGCAACGAYGGAGAGCCAACCAUACCGUCCACUUUGGCAGACGAAUUUACCUUCAAUCCUUUUAUGAGAGUAAAAGAGAAGUCUGUCCAAGACCACGUGAAGCAGACAGAACCGAUUGAAACCAUGAGAAGUCUUCGGAAAGAAAAAGAUGGUUUCCGUCUUCCUAAGGAUUGAAACAGUCAUGUUCAUUUUAACCGCUCGCAGCUCUGCCGAUUGUUCAUUCGAUACUUAAAACAACUUCUCCUCACGGCCAUUUUAAAGAAAAGAUCCACUACAUUAAAUGGAGGUACAUAGUAUUACCACUAAGUUCAGUUAUAUUAAAGUUGUAAACACYUUUAUCAUUCUGUUUUAUUUGAUUUGUUUGGCUGAUGUUGAUGUGAAAGUCUUAAGGAAUAUAUGGCCAUGAGCUGAAUGCUUUAAGAGAAAAUAACAAUACUUUGUAAAUGAUUAAGAGUUUAUUUAGUGUGAUGUGUUAAUAUAUUAAUGAGCCAGCAGUUUCAUUAGAGGUUCAGAAGACAGCCAUGUAAAGAAGAAAUACUGGUCGAUGUGUAAAAAUUCUGUGCAUAGAUUUGGUAAUCAGUAGUAAUGUCUAAUUCUCUAAAGAUUUAUAUUUGGUGUUCUUUUCUGAGAGUGAACAUCUUGUCAUAUCAUUUACUUCAUUUUUUUAUCCUAAAAACUAUAUUGGAGUAAAAUGUUAAACUACAUUUCUAAGUUUCAGUUUUAUGACAGUGAAUACGAGCUUUACUUUAUAGAAAUCAUAGAAAAAAACCCUGUGUAAUUUUCAUGGAAAAAGCAAUAAAUCACAUGCUGUAGAAAAGUUAAAAA
Molecule: messenger RNA, 1671 nt
Organism: Austrofundulus limnaeus
Lineage: Eukaryota; Metazoa; Chordata; Actinopteri; Cyprinodontiformes; Rivulidae
Gene: hagh
Product: hydroxyacylglutathione hydrolase
Exons: 9
Coding region: 91-1020 (309 amino acids)
Biological process (GO): glutathione metabolic process
Cellular component (GO): mitochondrion
Molecular function (GO): hydroxyacylglutathione hydrolase activity
Source: RefSeq, a predicted model, not a curated record